UGGCGUGUCAACAACUAAGCCUUACCGCUGCUCCCCUUCGCCUUGGCUGUUCCGUAAAUGUGGCAUACUAUGUAAGAACAACCGAAACGGUUCAACAAAACCCUUCGGCGGUUCCAAGUAUGUCUGGAACUUGAUUUCAUAGCAUCUGAGGUUUAUGUAUAUCAAUAAUUCUAAUUGUCUUCGCUAUCUUACAAAAUCUCUUGUGAUAGUCGGUGCAUAUGUAUACCUUGAAAAGAUUACAGGACCCCAAAUCGUCUUGAUGAUGAUAUACUCGGGCAAGGAAAAUCGAUUUCAUCUUCGCUCAAACUGCAGCCCAAUUGUCAGUUAUUGUUAUUUUGGUCACUUUUGGUCACUUUUGGUCACUUCUGGUCUAGUACUAUCGGAUUAUGUCUCUUCAUUGUUCUCCAAAUCAGAGGACGGCGUCGACUUUCAUUCGAAUCUUUAUCUGAAUUUAUUCACUCUUUCACUUAACCAGCGAUGCUUCGCAUACUAAUCUAAUAUCAACCAUGAUCAGAGACGAUAGGAUCGGAAGAGAAGACAAUAAUUAUAAACGAUGGCUUCCUCCACAUGUGGAUGAUGGAAGUCGCCCACAAAGGUGGGAAAGGCUUUGGCUGGUCCAGAAGUGCUAUUU
Molecule: messenger RNA, 631 nt
Organism: Lentinula edodes (shiitake mushroom)
Lineage: Eukaryota; Fungi; Basidiomycota; Agaricomycetes; Agaricales; Omphalotaceae
Exons: 1
Coding region: 155-493 (112 amino acids)
Source: RefSeq, a predicted model, not a curated record